AUGGCGAUCGUGCUGACACUGGCACAGGCAGUGGUGCAAGUCUUGUCAGAAAGGAUACUUCUACUCCUGGUGACGGAGGGAAACUUGGUCAUGGGAGCCCGUCGAGAGUUUAAAUCAAUCGGGGAUGAGUUAGAAAGUAUGAAAUCCUUUCUUAGAGAUGCAGACAGAAGAAGUGCAACCGAACGUGAAGUUGAAACAUGGAUAGAACAAGUGAGAGAUGCAGCUUACAAUGUUGAAGACAUCAUUGAUGAAUUUUUGUAUCGCAUGGAUAGCCAGUUUAGUAGGGGAAACCUAACUGGAUAUGUCAAUCAAGUUGUGAAAUUCCCAAAGAACUCUUGGGUGAAGCAUAAAAUGGCCUCCAGGUUAGAAGAAAUUAAAGCUGAUAUCAAAGCAAUUAAUGACAGACACCAAAGAUACAAUUUUCGUCACGAAGAGGAACAAGAGGAAAGGUUUCAAUGGCUUGGAAAGUCACCACCUUCUGCUGAAAAUGAUGUUGUGGGAAUGGACGGAUAUGAGGAGACAUUGUUAUAUUGGUUGCAAAGUGAGGAACGGCGAGACUUGAUGAUUUCAGUGUGGGGAAUGGGAGGUUCCGGUAAAACUACAAUUGUGGCCAAGGUUUACAAUAACAAAGCAGUGAAAAAAUAUUUCCAGUGCUCUGCUUGGAUCACCCUCUCCCAGGAAUUUGUAGUCGAGAAUCUUUUCAAGUCCAUGAUCAAAGAGUUCUACAGGGCAGGGAAGGAUUUGGUUCCAACUGACAUAGAUAAAAUGGACUACAAUGGGCUGGUGAGGACAAUUCAGGAGUACUUGCAGCAAAAGAGAUAUGUAAUUGUCCUAGAUGAUGUUUGGAGUCUUAACUUUUAUCGUUGGAGACAAAUAAAAGAUGCAAUUCCUUCAACAAGUAAUGGAAGUGCAAUAAUGCUUACAACUCGGAUGAAGGAAGUUGCUUGUCUUUCUUUUGGAAUUCCAAACAGUAUUCACCACAUUCUCCACAUUGAACCUCUUCCGGAGAACAAGGCUUGGGAACUGUUCUGUAGAAGGGCAUUCACAAAUGUUCCUAAUCAACGUUGUCCUCCACUGCUUGAGCCCACAGCUCAAAACCUUGUAAAAAGCUGUAAAGGAUUACCUCUCACAAUUGUGGUUCUGGGUUAUCUCAUGUUAUCCAAGGAAAAGACAGAGUUAGAAUGGAAGAAAGUUUGUCAGAACCCUAAUUGGGAACUAAGCAACAACCCUAGGUUGGAACGCGAAAAAAACAUCUUGCUGCUUAGUUUUCAUGAUUUACCAUACCACCUUAAGCAUUGUUUCAAAUACUGUUGUGUUUUCCCUGAAGAUUACUUGAUUAAAAGAAAAAGGCUUAUUAGGCUAUGGAUAGCAGAAGGGUUUGUGGAAAAGAUUAAAGACAAGACUCUUGAGGAGGUAGCAGACACUUACCUUGAGGAGCUAGUUUGUCGAAGCAUGCUUCAAGUUGUAAAGAAGAACCAUUUUGGAAGAGCGAAAAGCGUUCGAUUGCACGAUCUUAUGCGUGAGCUAGGCCUUUCUAUAUCUAAAGGAGAGAAGUUUUGUGUGUCAUAUAACAGGGGAGAGGGAGAAGAAGUGGCCAAUGCACGUCGCUUAGCAAUGCACAAAUGUGACGAAGACAUUCCACAAUGUUUUGAUAGGUCAAAGCUCCGCUCGUUCUUUGUAUUUGCUACAGAAACAACUAUGUCAAGCCAGUCAUAUGAAUUGCCAAAGAAGUUCAUGUUUCUAAGAGUCUUGGAUCUGCAAGGUGUCCCUAUUACAAUAUUACCAGAUGAAAUAGGGGAAUUGUUCAGUCUAAGAUGUCUGCGAUACCAAGGUAGAGGAACUCCCAACAAGUGCAGUGAAUUUGCAUAG
This is a messenger RNA of Macadamia integrifolia, 1869 nucleotides long. RefSeq names its product disease resistance protein RPM1-like. NCBI's taxonomy places the organism in Eukaryota, Viridiplantae, Streptophyta, Magnoliopsida, Proteales, Proteaceae. The record is from RefSeq and is a predicted model, not a curated record. The coding region runs from base 1 to 1869 and encodes 622 amino acids. Gene Ontology annotation, molecular function: ADP binding. The transcript has 2 exons. Gene Ontology annotation, biological process: defense response to other organism.